AGCUGUCGCGAACUCGAGCCCGGGCGCCGAUUGGUUGCGGCGGGUUGAAUGUAAGAUGGCGCCCAGGGACCUGUGAGGGGAAAAAAGACGCGGGGCCUGAGGUGGCGACGGCGCGAGGCGGCAGAGGGGCCGGGGUGAGGCGGCGCUGGGCGGGGACGCUGACAGCCGAGCGGCGGACGUGGGGCGGACGGGAGGGCUGGAGUGGGGCGGGGGUUGGUGAAGAAGAAGAGGAGCUGCCUCAGACCGGGCGGGGUGGAGGAGGAGGAGAAGAAAAAGAAUAGCGGCGGCGGGGGGGAGGGGGAGGGGUAGCGGGGCCGAAGCGCGCUCCCGCGAGCCCGGCUGUUGUGUGUGUGGCGCUGGGGAGCGCGUGCGCGCGCGUUCCGCGGUGGUGGGGGGCGGGCGGGGUGGGGGGGGGCAAAGAGAGAGGACCUCUUUGCGUGCGUGUUGGAAUUGGAGAUUCGUAGGGCGGGAUCGGGCCGCGGCGCGCAGACUUCGAGGCCUUGCGUCGUUCAUUCCACGGUGCCCGCGGCCCCGCCUUGCGCUCCCGACUCUUCCCCUCACCAGCCCCCAGCUCCCCCUCCCCGGUUCCAGAGGCGGCAGUAGGCGCGCGCGUUCCCGGCGUUUCGCGCGCUGGGAAGUCCACCACCAGGGCCCUGUGGGGCCGGGCGCGCGCCUUGGGUUUGCUGCUGCUGCGGGCGCGCUCGCGCCGCUUCUCCUUCAAAGGUGCCGACUCGGGUGCAGCAGCAGUCGCAGGCGAAGUUCCAGGAUGAGGCCGGCGGGCCCUAGUGCUGCAGAGACCCUGGGGAGGCGGGGUGAGCUGCCACGGCUGUGGCCAAUUUUCCUCACUCUUCCCAAACCUCUUCGGCCGCCGCCGUUGCUUCUUCUCCUCCUUUUCACCUAGCCAUUCGCGCGCCAGUUUCGUGCGACCAAGGAUGCUCAUCCCCACCCUUGGCCAGAAGGCUAGAAUAAAUGGAGGCGAGGCGGAUCAAGGCGGGGCCUUUUCGGUGUGCUGGCCUUGUCUAGGAGCCUGCAAUAUUUACAAAUACUGUACCUAAAAGCGCUUCGUGCUGUGCAUUACAGUGGACCGUUGAGUGUAGCCUUGUACAAUACCUCUGACAGGACAGUUAGGCUUACUUGAGUGAUUCUCUCUCUCUCCCCCCCCACCCCAUACACAAGCUGAGUAACUUUCCCUAUUCAGCUGAUUUCAGCUGUAUGAUUAUCGGUCUCCGGAUUUCGUUUUCCUUAAAACCGAUAGAUACCUUUUAACACUGCUGUUUCCCUGCAACCAGUGACUGGGGGAUUAUUUGCCCUAUUUAUCAUUACUAAUGAUAAAGAGAUGAGUGGAGGAAUCUACCGUGGGCCCUUUCCUGGCUUUCAAUUCCUGUGGGUCUGUCAUGGGAACUAUUCCUUUAGCAUCCCAAAGAGAGUUUUGUAGUACUUGAAAACCUAGGUUUUUGUGGAUAAGCCCACCUUUUGUUCCUGUGCAUUUUCUUAGGGCUCUUCUAGGCUUUCGGACCCUUGGCUGGAGCAUUUGUAAAUGUAAAGCACAAUAUACUACCAUUACUAUGGAAAUGCACUAAUCAACUUUUAUGCUAGCAUGUGCCUAAUGUCACAAACAUGUCUUGAUCAGUAGGGUGGGCAAAAGAUUUGCCCAGAUGGAACUGAGAACCUUGCUGCUUACUUGAAUAAUAGCGCUAGUAAUAAACAACUUUAGUGGGUGGGUGCAUAUAAACAAGAGGUUACAGGUUCAGCCCCCACAAUCUCCAGAUAGGUCUGGAAGUUACAUUAUUCUGAAACACUGCGGUCCUGCAGAUGUUGCUUGACUACAACUUGCUUCAUCCCAAACCAUUGGCUGUGUUGCUUGGGGAUGAUGGAAAUUUCAUCAGUAUCUGCAGGGCCAGAAGUUUCCCAUACCUGGUGUAGACAAUACAGAUGUUCAAUGCUUCCUGUAUCUACUGCAGCCAUGCCUGUGUUCUUUCAGUUGCUACCUCAUUCAAGGUUUCUGAAACCUUAUCCAUCUGCAAGCUUUUAUGCUAACAUAUUUUUACCGAGUUAGUUUAUAUUCUGCUAUUCCUCCAUCUGGAACUCAAGGCACCUCAUAGAAGUAAAGGGAGCAUGUCAUACACACACAUCACAUAAUUCAGCAUUGAAUACUGAGUAGUUCUUGUUCAGAAAGUUUGCGUUUUAAUUUUAUUUUCUUAAAAGGCACUGGAAUUAGAAAAGCUCUAGAAUUGCCUUUUUAAAACAAUGAAGUAGCUAGAAAUGUGAAAAAAAAAUGGGGAAAGGUGGGAGAUUGGACUUGGGGGGGGGGCUUCACAACUUUGUCAUAUAACAUUGUCUUCUCCCUUUAUAUUUCUUAAAUAAAUACAAUUAAAGUGGGGAUGGAAAGGGUUUCUUUGUUCUGUCUUCUCCAGAAUGUCACGAGUCUAAAAGAGUUCAGGACACGAAUAUCAGAAAUACAUACAGCAUGGUGCCUGGUGAGUUUAGAUUGUCUGCAUACUACAAAUGUGUGUGCUUUCAAUAAUGUUUAAGUUCUGAGAACUAACUGCUUGCUAAUCAGUUGGCUUGGCCUAACUUUCCAGAUUUAAUAUUUACAUGAAAAUGCAGAUAAAGGAAUACUUGUUUCCUUAGGCAGGAGUUGUUGUUUUACAUAUCAUUUAUUUCAAUUUUCCCUGAAAGUUGAUGGAAUGCACAUUAUACCAAGGUCAUGUAAGGAUGAAAGCUCAGUAAACAAACAACUGAUCUUUGAUUCAUAUAUGAUUUCUGCAGCAAUGGUAUCAUUAACAUAAAUGCAUUUCUAUAUUUAUGGAUGUUGGCUAAAGCAUUAACGCACUUGAUGUGCAUUACUUUUUUCUGGAUGGUAUCUUGGCACAGUGACACUAGGCUGAAGAAUAUCUCCUGCAAUUCACUGGUGCUUGUAACUUAUAUAACAGAAGGUGAUUGCUUCAAGACUGGAAGAUUCCAAGGAGGUAAAAUAGCUUGUGAUGGUUCAACUUGGGGUGAGCAAAUUUCCAUUGUAAAAUUCUUGUCAACUUUUGUCCUAUACCACUCUAAGCUUCCCCCAGAGUUCAUCUUGCUGCUUCUAAAAUAUUUGGUAAAUGAAAGAUUCAAAUGUUUAACUGCUAAUCUGCCUCAGUUUUAUGAAACAGUGGUAGUGAGAGUAGCACCUGUGAAAAGAAAAGUUGUUUCCUACCAGUAAAUUACAUUAGGUUACAAAGGUGUGGACAAGGUAGGAAAAUACUGUAACUGUGAAUUUCAACUGUUCGCCAGUAUUUAAUUGGAAAAAGGAUCUUAGAAGCAGUGGUAAAGUAUUUCAUGAGUUGGUCAAAUCUUCUGAGGUGGAGAGUUAUCAACCCUUACUGUAUAAUGUGUCUGGAUGUGUCAAGAUUUACAGGAAAGGAAAAAUAUAUUUCUGGGUAACUUCUGUCAAACAAUUUAGACUUGCUGUUGCUUCUUUUUGAAGCGGUGGCAGAAAAAGGCAACAGUUAUAAUGUUAGGCCAGAUUUUUAUCUUGAUUUCAAUCAUUGGUUCUCAAAAGUAUGAGAUGUGUGAUCCACCCUUUAAUAACUUCAUAGAAAUAGAAAUUAAGAUCUUAGGUCCUAAUCAUAUUUAAAGGUACAGUGGUACCUCGGUUUACAAACUUAAUCCGUUCUGGAAGUCCGUUCUUAAACCAAAACCGUUCUUAAACCGAGGCACGCUUUCCCUAAUGAGGCCUCCCACUGCUGGUGCCCUUCCACUGUUCAGAUUCCGUUCUUAGACCGAGGUAAAGUUCUCAAACCAAACCAAGACACUAUUUCCGGUUUUGCGGAGUUUGUAAACCAAAUUUUUAUUAAACGGGACUGUUCUUAAACCGAGGUACCACUGUACUUCGAAAGGCAGGCUCUUGAAUAUUGUAUGACAUUAUCUAGCUAGUAUAUUUGUGGAAAUCAUAUUAGCCCUAGAAAAUGGGGCCCAUGAAUAUUUCCCAAUGUUAUAAUAAUACUUUAUUAAGUAAUACUUUAUUAAGUAACUCAGAAUCUUAGCCGUUUGCAUAAGAUUGAGGUAAACUAAAAAGGUCUGCAUUUCAAAAUCCACUGAUCUGAAAACAAUGAUGACUCCUUCAGUGUCUUGAUAGCAAUAAUGUUCCAGAAUCCAUAUUGCCUUCCAUUAGGCCAACCCAAAUGCCCACAAAAUAGCGUUUAUCAGGCUAUUUGACUGGGGAAGCUACUUUGUCUGCAUCUGUUCAGAGUCCUAAAUGGAAUGUGGGAGGUAGUAGACAUUUAAAUGAACCUCUUUUAGAUAUUAUACAGGUUUCAGUUUGCACCUAGGACUUAUGGGAAGAAGGAAUAUAGAAUGGUUAAUUCCUCAAAUCCAGCCGUAUGUCUCCAUUGUUAGCUACUCCUAAAAUUUGCAAAAGAUGCAAAAUUAAGGCGGUGGGCAGGGGAGACACACAAACUGUUCUUGUAACUUUUCCAGAAUCUGACUAUCCUUAGCAGCUUGAUUAAAUGUAAAUUCCCUUGAGUGAGUGGGGCUUAGCGGUAUGUUUGGAGUUGGAGUAUAAUUUUAUUCCAGUGUGAGAUCCAAUAUUAAACCUAAUAAUUAUUACCCCAUUCUGUGACAGCAGUGCAUUUGAAAAGGCUACUUCUUUGGCUAGAAUCAGCUGAUUCUAGCCAAUGCCACCAAAUGCUUUUCUGCUGGAAAAAGCGGUGUGUCAAAAUGUUAGAUUUAAUCUCCUUUGCUGUUGGGGAAUUGUGUUUACUGGGUCAGCAGCAAAGGGAAUAGCAUCAUUAGUUCUGCCUUGCACAGCCAGAACAUUUUUGCCACCUGGAACCUUGGUUGGAAAAGUGGGGAUCUUUUUUUAUUAAGCAUCUUAAUUUGAAUACUUAAGUGGCUAAAAUAUGGGAGCAAUAUGUUUAACUUACAACUUUCUAGAAAAAGUAGAUCAGAUUUACUAGUUAAAUAUAAAGACUUCUCUAGGCAAUGUGUAUAUUCUGCCCCUCUAAACUUGUAACUAUUAAAUAGGCCUGAUUUGAAAAACAUUCUGUGACAGUGGCAGUCAAUUUAUGUGUCUUAUUUUAAAAACAUAAUUACAUUUUUGGCUUGGGUCUCUUACUUUUUGGAUCCAUCUGCAUCUGAUGAUGUAUUUGGAAUGGCAAGUUUGCAACUAUUCUUGUAGCAAUUGGGCCUCAUGUACGUUAAGUGUAAUUGUCUGAUUCCUUUAGGUUUGCUUGGUGUGAUAUUGAUGCCCAUGAUCUGUGGGAAAGUUUCUAGUGCUUUACUUUUCUGCAGAAAAUUUUCCAUAAAUUCAGUAGCAACAAUGAAUGGGUGCCAAUUACAGAUACAAUAUUGUGCAAGUGUGGCGGUUUCAAAGUUUUUAGCUUUGUUUUCUAAAUACAAGUAAAAUGAGUAUUAUUUUAUAUAUAAUAAAAUAUAUAAAUUAGAUCACUCUCUAAUUUGCAUAGGAUCCCACCUGACAAUCCACAUCAUUGUUGGGGCCUCAUUUAUACAUGGAGUACUGCAUUUGCUGCCAUCCUGAUGGUUGCUGCCACAUGACGAUUGGUAAUAACUGCAUUUUCCAUCCUCACAGUUAGAGUGAAUCAUAUAGUUAUACCAUGAUGCCAAUUUGACCCAAUUUGGUUAUUCAUUGCUGGCAUGGUAUGUGUUCCAUCCUAAUAAUGUAGAUGGAAGUUGCAGAUGAUACCAAGAGUACUGCAGGGAGCCACCAUGGGGCAGCAGCAUUCAUGGUGCUCCAAAUAAUAUGUAGCCAGGGCCAGAGACGUCUGCUUGACUUUUCAAAAAAAAGAAAUUUGAUAGAGGGCCCAGACAUCAUCCUCUGGUCUCAAUGGUAGCUGAAAUCUGAAACUUUUGUUUGAGUCCUACAGUAGUCUGCUGUAGGUGAAUAUUGUUAAUAUAUGUCUUGUGAGCAGCUCUAGAGAUGAUACGACUGCAUGCAGGGCUGCCUUUGUACAAUAAAUGUAUUAAUGUGAACAAAUAAAUGCCUAGAUGCUGGGUGGCUUCACUUCAGUGAUUAUUGAAGUGAUGACUUCUCUCUCACCUCAGGUUUUCUCACUGUGUAGUAACUGUGGCGGUGUCUCUCUUGAGCUUUCAUUUCUCUUUAAUUGCAGAAUUUCUUUGGUAGUGGAAACUACAGUAUAAUGCUUUAUGAGUGAGAAACUGGUUUGUAUGUUGCUACGCCUUGUCACUCAAUACUGUUAAGCGUUUAGAAUUAUUAGCAGUGCUUAUGUUGCUUAAAAAACAAAUCCUGCUUCUCAGGAUUUAUGCGUAUUGACCAGGGAUGUGUGUGUUCUGUAUACAUUUUUCACCCCAUUUCAUGUUUUUCAUAAGGAAACACAAAUUCCAUACUUAUACCGUCGUACCUUAGAAGUCGAAUGGAAUCCAUUCCGAAAGUCCGUUUGACUUCCAAAACGUUUGGAAACCAACAUGCAGCUUCCAGUUGGCCGCAGGAAACUCCUGCAGCCAGUCGGAAGCCGCAGAACCUGUGUUGGACGUUUGGGUUCCAAAGAACGUUCACAAACUGGAACACUCAAUUCCAAAUGUGAAUCGUUUGGGAGCCAAAAUGUUUGACUCUCAAGGCAUUCGACUUUAAAGGUGCGACUGUAAUAUGAAAAAUAUUAGGCAACCUAAAGUGUAUACAUAUUUACUUUGAAUUUAUUUUCCAAUAUCUUUGGACUUUUUGAAUGGCCUAUGUUGUUCAACUGUAAGUCAAUGAAUUUGGCAAAGCCUUUGCCAAAACAAUUAAUUUUGCUUAAUGAAAACUUUAUCACUGUGGCCUGCCCACCAAUUGAUGGAGGCCUUGCAGCCUACAGAUUUAGUGAAUCUUAUGCAAGACUCAGUGGGUAUACACUAAAAAAAAAUACCCUAGCCUGUAUGAGCUAUGCAGAUUGAUUACCUUGCUUUGCAUAAUUAUUUUAGUCGUUAGAAUACAUAGUAGGCUAAACCAAAAGGUCCUACUAGUCCCUCCCAGUUCCUGAAAUUUCGCUGGGUGCUGACCCUUCCACACUUUAAAUAGAAAUUUGGUGUGAAUGUUUAAUGGAAGCUGAGAUCAUUUAGGCAUUAAAUUGUACACUUGUGCAAAAUUUCCAGGCCCUGAUGAAUCAUUUCUACUUAGUGUGUGAUUGAUACGGAAGCCAUGAAAGCAUCCACAAAAAGGAAGGUCUCUUUACUUGGAGCAAUGAUCCACUUACUCUCUGAAUCAGAAUGACCUGUGCAGAGCCUGAAUGUUUCCCUUUUGGAAAUUGGGAACCUUCUGGAGGGAUUCCCUCAUCUUUCCUCUCUCCCCACCCCACUUCCUUUUAGAUUUUCCUGUCCUUGCACCAUUGUGACUUGGUUUCGGGUGCUGAGCAAUGUUACGCUGCGUUGCUAGGAAUGGUUACCUUUUUUGCAUGCACAGGGAGACAAACGGGGGAAUCAGUGGCCUAUUGGAGUUGUGGAAUCAGUAGCCUAUUGGAGUUGGGGAAUCAGUAGCCUAUUGGAGUUGGGGAAUCAGUAGCCUAUUGGAGUUGGGGAACCUUUUUUAAAAACAACAACAACAACAAAAACUUUGAUUCCAUGCCUAGUGGGAACUCCCCAGUUUUUACAGAGGGUACCAUAUAUCAGUGGAGACUUUAAUCCUCUGAUUUGGAUUGGGCUUGACUCUGCCUUGAGUUGAGGUUCUCAUUGAAAGACAAUGGGUUUGUAGAUUAGUGGAUCUUAAUAGAAAGCUGCAUGUGUCUGUUAUGCAUGACUUUUCAAUAAAUUAACCUGUGGUGAGUAGUCGGAAUGACCCGAAUAAUAUUUCUACCUUAUUGAUAAAGACAUCAGAAAUGUAGAGAGAGUGGCUUAGAGUGUAAUUGUAAUGGCUUGCUUUGUUUCUUUUAAGGAAUCCUGAGUACCUUGCAAUAUGAAUAAUUCUUUGGAUAACACCAUUUCCUUUGAAGAAUACAUCCGUGUGAAAGCACGAACGAUCCCACAGCAUAGGAUGAAGGAAUUCCUGGACUCCCUUGCCUCCAAGGGUCCUGAAGCCUUACAGGAGUUUCAGCAGACGGCUGCUACCACCACCAUGGUAUACCAGCAAGGUGGCAACUGCAUCUACACAGAUAGCACAGAAGUGGCUGGAUCUUUGCUUGAACUUGCUUGCCCAGUUACAACAAGCGUCCAGCAGCAAACACAGCAAGAGCAGCAAAUACAAGUGCAGCAACCACAGCAAGUUCAGGUAAUCUUAAAAGGAUGCACGUCUUACUCUUUGCUGCUUUCAUACAUAAAAGCAUGCAGGAAUUUGUGCUCUGGGCAGCUUUCAUAGACAACUGUAGAGACAUACUCCUUGCAUUUUCUCUCCUCCAAAACAAAUUAAUUGAAAAAGAAUGUAGUUGUUAGGUACAAAUGUUUUUGCUCGUCGCUCAGAUAGGUUAAAGAUUUUAUUUAGUUUUCUAUAUAUCUGUUACAUGGACCAAUCUAAUUCAAGUCAGAAACUUAAUUUAAAUUUCUCCACCCUGCUAAUUUUUCUUUUUCUUUUCAUAGUGCACAAAGUACCUGUGUUAAGUACUUGGGUGAUACUCAGCUGUCCAAAUGUUGGGCAUGCGUGGGGCUGCAGAGGAGAGGAAGGGGAAAGUCCUCUCAGUGUUGGAUAUCUGUGAAUGUUCUUUAAAAGCAAACAUGACCAUAAGAUAAAUUAUUAAGAGUACUGUAUAGUCCAAAGAGCACAGGAAUAAGGCAAAUCAAUUUUAACUUUACUUCCCAAAUGCCACUCUUUCAAACAGUGUAUCCCUAUUUCUAGAGGCCUGGUGUAUCUUGAAUUUUCAGACAUAUUCUUCUGCAGAAGUGACUUUUAAAGUACAUUUGCACAAAACUUCCUGACUGCGUCUAGUGUUUCAUUUAAACCAAUAAUACCCAUCAUUCUGGUGAAUACCUAAUGGAAAACAAAUGGCUUACUGUAACUUAUAUGAUUCAGUGUUAAUAACUGAGUCAUGCGUUCCUUAGGAACUUUGCAUUUGCCUGCUGGUGAAAGGAAAGCAGAGAGGGGGCCAACCUUGUCUCCCAUGGAAGAGAGUUUACAAUCUGGGAGCAGCCACUCAGAAGGCCCUCUCUUGUGCCUUCACUAAAUUUACCUGUGAUGGUGGAACCAAGAGCAGGGCCUCCCCUGAAGAUAACAAAGCCCGGGCAAGCUCAUAUAAGGAGGUACAGCCCUUCUGAUAGCCUGGAUCCAAGCCAUUUAGGGCUUGUCUAGCAGUCAGGUCCAUAACUUCUCUGUCUUCUUCCUUUCCCUUUCAACCCUUAACUGAAUUCAAUCAACAUAAACCUGAUCACAAAAGUUUUGAGUCUGCCAUCAUUGAGCUUUACAUUUUGAAUAGUGACUGUGGAGAGAUUCUUUCAAGGCUCUGCAUCAGCACUGGCAGUAGGACUCCUGGGGUCAAUUGGCUGUCACCCAAGGCCAAAUUCUACUUGUGGCCUUAUGGUUGCAAGUUCCUACUGUAUAUGGAAUUAUAAUUGCAUACAUACAUGAAUCUGAGUAACAGGGACGAUUAACCUUAGAUAUGGAAUCAUAAUUGCAUACAUACAUGAAUCGUGAGUAACAGGGACGAUUAACCUUAGAUUUGUAAUACUGACUCCUAAUAUUUGAUUCUGCCAGUCCCCAGUAAUUGGAAACACAGUGAGCAGUUUAGUUCAUCCUUGAUUUAGGAAUUAUUAAUUUUCCCCAUGGAGGAAUUUAGACCUUACUUUACUUGAAGCAAACACAUGUUUUGUGGCCAUAUUGUGUUUAACUUGAAGUACAGACAAUAACAAACUAGCAGAAAAUGUAGUCAUGCUUCAGAGCUUAGUAGACUAAUCCUAUAUUUCUCUGUAUUAUGAAACCUAAUGUGAAUCAAAAGUACAUGGCUCUUUGCUACUGUGUAAACAGUUACAGGCUAGUGCUUUCAUUUGGAUUUCUUCAAAGAGUUUUAUUUACAUUAGAAAAACAGGACUUGUUCAGCAAACCUAGGUGCCCCUGACAUUUAAUUAAAUGCAACAAUACCUAGGCAAAGCACUCAGCUGUAGGUCUCCAUUGGAAAUUUGAGUUCUAACUAUGUUGCCUUGCCUGGAUGCUAUUUGCACUUUCAACCAUCUAACUAUAAUAGUGAACUUAGCAUAUGAUAGUCCUGGGACUGAUAUAUAGAUAGAAUCAGUGUAAGAAUCAAUUGUGGUAUACUGAAUGCUUAAAUUUAGGAUUAGGCCAGUCUUUUUUUUAAAAAAACACUAUUGAUGCACAGAAUAUAGAAAUAUCUAAUAGAUGAAAUAAUGAGGGUGUUGAACAACACUCUAAUUAUUCGGACCUUGUAUAGCUUGAAGGUAUCCCAAAUAUUGCUGCUCUAAACCUCUUCAGACCAUUAAAAAUAAAUUUUAACGAAAGAAUACAAUCCAGUUAAAAAACAGCAGCACUGAAGUAUAAUGCAAUACAAAAUGGAAAGCACUGGAGAUUUCAUUCAUUGUGAGCAAUGCAUAAGCAAUGUAUUGACUACUCUACAUAGCUAUUUUGCAUUAGCUAGUUGCAUAUUACAUUUCUUUGUAAACACGAAAUAUAAAACUAUAGUCACUUUAAGUAUUGAACUUAAUUUAAGUAUUGAACUACAAUGUUCUUACUCUGCCCUCAAAUAUGAAAUAAAAAUUGAUUCAACUCUGUGUGGCAAGGGGGUUCUGUGGACAGAUAGUUACCAUCACCAUGAUGUGAGAGGAUGAUAUAGGAAUGUGCAUUUGGGGAAAUUAGCACACCCACCCAAUUCCAGACACAAAAAGAUUGUCAGAGCUGUUUUGUUCAGAGUUGGGUUGCCUUUGCAUGACUAAAAAAAUGGGACUGCUUUUUGAAAGAUAAAUAGCUCUGAAUUUGUGAUGUGUACCAUUUUUGCCAUUAUACCUUCUGGGCCAAGCUAAAUGUGACUUAGAAAAUGCUCUGUGAGUGUCCAACUGCAUAUAUGGUUUGGCACUUAAACUUGUCUCUGGAUAAAAUACAUUUUAUUUUUCAAAUAUGAAAACUGUUGCAACUCAUAAAAGCACCUGUGGGCUGCUGAAGAUUUUUUGGGGGGGGGCACUUGCAUAUUAGCAGUAAGGCAUAAUAGAAUUAAGGAAUACUAGUGCGAAAUGAUUUUAUAAGUUGAUACCAAAUUUUAUCAAAAGUACGAAUUGUGUAUCAUAUAGAGGAUUAAAGCAAACUAAUCUUCCUUUUUAGUUCAUAUGAUUCUAUACUUGUUCUCCAUGUGCAUGUAAGGCAUUCCUAGUCAGGUACGUGAAAGAAAGUUUUCACAGAUGAGCACUAAAGCUGCUGAAUGACAUCUAUAUGGUCGUACCUUGGAAGUUGAAUGGAAUCAGUUCCGGAAGUCCAUUCGACUUCCAAAAAGUUUGGAAACCAAAGCACGGCUUCUGAUUGGCUGCAGGAAGCUCCUGCAGCCAAUCAGAAGCUGUGGAAGCCCCAUCGGACGUUCGGGUUCCAAAGAACGUUUGCAAACCAGAACACUCACUUCUGGGUUUGUGGCGUUCGGGAUCCAAGGUAUAUGCAGUCAAGGUGUUUCCCAUCCCACAGUCUGCCCUGAAGCACAGCAUUAAAAACAAACAAGCCUGCAGUGUGAUAUUUGCUGGUAGUCCUUUCUAAGCUUCAGAAGAAACCAGUUUCACUACCUUCCUGAGAUACACUUAUAUGUAAGAUAAUAAGGAGCUGCCAGCAAGGAAGCCCAUGCCCAAGCACCAAGGAGCUUAAACAAUACAAAGCUUUGUCUUAAGGAGGAGUAAGAAGGUGCCUCGUUAAAUAUUUAUUAAACUAACAGGAAGCUGUCUAAUUUUAAGAACAAGAUAAGCAGUUAGCACCUAUGAAAAUAAAGCUCAGGAAGUUUUAACUUGUUUGCUUUGAUAGGCUCCCCCAAACAGUUUGACUACACAGUGUUCCUGCUUCAUACAUGCAUAUACGUAGCUUGGUUUCUCAUUGCUUAAUUACUCAAAUUUGUUGGUUUUCAGCUGAACUAUUAUUUACUAAAAACAUUGUUUGAGUUAGCACAAAAGUCAAUCUGUUUGAUAUUUGACGCUGCAGCCAUGAGUGAUAAGCAUGCAUUUGUGAACUAUUCUUAGAUUGUUCUUCUGUCACUCCACCCCCUUUGCCUUACACUUUGAGAGUAUCUUUGAAACAAUAGGAGACCUUUUUUGUCAUGUUCCUUCACCACCACCACUUUGGUUCUAUGUUCCAUGUAUAGCUGGAAACUAACAGCAAAUGCUUCUGUAUUGAUUAUAUCAGUGGACAUGAGAGAAGUCUGUCUGAUUAUGCUUUGGUUUGACCAGCAGGAUUAUUACAGACACAUUCCUUUCUACUGCCUGUGUAGAGUUUAGGUGGGAUUAGUUCAUAUUCUACAUACAGAUUGCUUUAAUCUUCAUAGAAAACUAUUUGGAGCCUUUUUGUGAGUGAGGGAAACUUCACAAAUCUUGUGUGUGAUAGGAAUGUAAGUAUGUGCUUGGUAGCUUCUUUUAAAAUGGUCAGUGAAGUUUAAAUUAGACAACACAUGCUGGACAGAAAAAGGUAAACUGUUUGAUACAUGUGGCACUGAGAGAGCUUACUGCUUAUAAAAAGGAGCUCUUGAAUUCUGCAGCUUUAAUCCCAAAAUCCUAAUUUGGGAUAAACCUUAGAUUUUAAGCAUGUUCAGUUAACUGAGCAUAUAGAAUGUAGUUCAACACUUGUGUCUUAUUAUGGAAUUUGGAAACUGCUGUGAUUAAGUCAGAAUUUGUUGCUGCUUCUCGUCAGUUUCAUAACUGACUUAGAGCAUUUUUUAUCAUAUCUAGAAAUGUGGUUUUGCUUUGACUUACUUCUACAUUAACUUAGCUGGUCUUUGGAUAAUCAGCUAUCCUUUCCAUUUUCUGCUUUUAACUGUUUCUCUUUUCUGCAUUUCAAGAUUAGCAUAAGAGUUUUGACUGAUAGAUAGCAUGUUCUCAUUACUAUAUUCAUUUUUUAUAUCUAGUAUUUCCACCCGUAGUUAUUUUUGUGGGUGGUAUCUGCAGAAUAUUUUGGGACUCAACACAUUUGCAGAAAAAUUAGUAGUUUGUAAAUUAAAGACCUGUAAAUGUUAAAAUCUUCUAAGAAACACCUCUUUAAUUUGGGGAGCAAUUUGUUCACAGGUUUUCCACAUAAAGUUACCAUGUUAGAUUUGUGACUUCAGACAAAAGUGCACCAUUACAUUUCCCAUAGGAGUAUGCAGUGCCAGAAACACAUGUAAGAAUUUGCCCCUAGUUUGGUGUUAACAAGAGGACAAUAAUGUGAAGUUUGGAAAGUAUUACUGCCUCUGUGCAGGCUUUUAAGUAUUAUAUGUGAUACUGUUACUAAAAAAAGUAAGAAUUUCUUAAGUUUUGUUGAGUGCUUCAGCUAUCACCUCUUACUACAAUUUUGUUGCAUUAUACUCAUUCAAAAACACUUUCUUCCAGUAUAGCAAGAUGCCUCUGUAGGAAAUCCAUUCCUUCCAUUUUCUUAUAGUUGCACUAUUAAGCUUACGCCUUUUUGAGAAGUUCUAACUACAUACACACACUUAUAAGAAAACGUUGUCUGAAUAAUAAGUUUAUGGUAUCCUGGGAAGGUGCUAUUCAGCUCUCAAGCCAGCCUAGAAUAGAAGAUUCAUAGUGCUUUUCAGGACUCCUGGGAUGGUGGCUGGUUGGAGAGGUUGGGGAAAAAUCUCCUUUUAUCAUCAUUCUGAAAACAUCCCUUGCUCUUCUGUACAUCACUAGAAAUUUACUGCCUGCUUCAAACCAGAGUGCUUUUUCUGGAGAGUGGGAAAAUGAAAAAGUGCCUAUUCUCUCCCAACUUCUCUUCCCAAACCUCCACAUAUAGUGCAGGGAAGAUGAGUUAUUUAGCCUCGGAUGCACAUUCUCUGAUCCCAGUUUCUACUGCCACCAGCCCUUUUCCAGCUGCAUGUGAGCUGUUUACAAGCUUGAGUACACUAAAUUCUUUCAUAGUCAAAAACUGAUGUACAGCUGCCUUCAACAUUCUGUGGCUGUUGAAGGCCGCUAAGAGUGCUCAUUCUUCACUGGGAUAUUGUCAGUUUUUCUCUCUUGCCUUAAUUUACAAAUUAAUUUGAAAUAUUGGGUGGUCCCCAAGUGUACAGAAAUGACUACUUUUUAUGUAUGGCCGCAUUCUGAUACCCAACUGACAGUUCAUUUAUAUUAUACUUUCUCCUUGGCCUAAUCACAAAAGUCAGUAGAUCAGAGGUUUUGGAGUUAACGAAUGCUAACUUUUGAAUCCUUGUUUUACAGGUGCAAGUUCAGGUUCAGCAAUCCCCUCAGCAAGUCUCCACUCAGCAGCUUUCUCCCCAGCUCACUGUUCAUCAAGCCUCAGAUCAGCCCAUACAGGUCCAAGUGCAGAUCCAAGGUCAGGCGCAACAGCCGGCACCUCAGACGAUACAGGGUCAAGCGCUUCAGAGUCCUAGCCCUUCUCAGUUGCAGGCAGCUCAGAUCCAGGUGCAGCAUGUGCAGACUGCUCAGCAAAUCCAGGGUGCCGAAAUACAGGAGGAACAUAUGCAGCAUCAGCAAAUCCAGGCACAGCUUGUGGCAGGACAGGCUAUUGCUGGGGGCCAGCAGAUCCAGAUCCAGACAGUUGGGGCGCUUUCCCCUCCUCCAUCUCAACAGGGCUCACCACGCGAAGGCGAGCGAAGGAUCAGCACCGCCAGUGUCCUCCAGCCAGUAAAGAAGCGCAAAGUGGAUAUGCCUAUUACUGUGUCAUAUGCUAUUUCAGGGCAGCCGGUUGCCACAGUCCUGGCCAUCCCCCAAGGCCAGCAGCAGAGUUAUGUAUCGUUAAGGCCGGACUUGUUAACGGUGGAUAGUGCCCACCUGUACAGUGCCACUGGGACCAUAACCAGCCCUACUGGAGAGACUUGGACCAUCCCUGUUUACUCUGCGCAACCACGUGGCGACCUGCAGCAGCAAAACAUAACCCACAUUGCCAUCCCCCAGGAGGCCUACAAUGCCGUCCAUGUCAGUGGCUCCCCGACGGCCCUAGCCACUGUGAAGCUGGAAGAUGACAAGGAUAAGAUGGUGGGAGGUGCAUCAGUAGUGAAAAACUCUCAUGAGGAAGUGGUGCAAACCCUUGCCAACUCCCUUUUCCCAGCACAGUUUAUGAAUGGCAAUAUCCACAUUCCAGUGGCAGUGCAAGCAGUGGCAGGGACAUAUCAGAAUACAGCCCAGACGGUCCAUAUAUGGGACCCACAGCAGCAGCAGUCCACACCGCAAGAGCAGGGGCAGCAGCAGCAGCAACACCAGCAGCUGCAAGUUACUUGCUCUGUAAGUAAACUACUUUAAUGAACAACCUGUCUGCACUGUGGAGUGUUCCAAAUGUAGAGAGCAGUGGCUUAGCCCAAGGGCAGAACUGUCUGCAGUGUGCAAAGACAGCAAAACUUUACUCAGAGUAAUAUGUACCUUGUUUUUAUGUAAAGUUACUCAGCUUGCAUGCAGCUGGAUGUCCUUCCAGAAUUUUGUAUUGAGAGGUGGGCAUACGAUGAGGAUUUUCAGCAUUAGGGGUUCAGGUAGCAGCAUGGGGCACAGAUAUUCUGCUCUUUCAAGCUGUAAAGAACUGUGCAGAAACUUAUCUGCACGUUUUGAAAUGUAAUGCCUAUAUGCUCCUCUUCCCCCUUUUGAGGACUAUGUAAUAUACUUGUGUUUCUGCAAAUGGUUUUCUGCAAAAACAACAACCCGAGGGUGUUUUUUUAAAAAAGCAUUCAAGACUGCUGGACCAAACUCUGUAAAUUGCAAAAGAUAAAUGGUCCUUCCUCAGGGUGCUAACUGUCAGAAAUGCUGAAUUAGUAUAAAUUUCACUGAUUCCCAGAUUUGAAACUCUGGACUGGGACUGGACAUCUAUUACUGUUCAGGGUGAAUGAAACAUUUUUUGUUCUUAUUCUGGGAAUGGCAGAAUGGGGUAGGGGUUAAUAUUCCACUAGGAUGCAGGAGGACAGUGUUGUACUUCUUCCUCCCCUGCAUUUAAGUAUUUCAUAAUUCUAAUGGUGUACAUAAGGCAAGCAUUCUCGCCUUUCCGAUCUCUUAAUAUUUAUGCUAAAUCUUCUGUUGGGCUAAUCAUUAAGCUUUAUUAGCUGCCAUUAUAAUGGGUUGUGUUGAGACUAAAUCACAUCAGUGAUUUGCAAAACACUAACUCUAGAGUCGGGUGCCGUUACUGAGAGAGUCCUUCUUGUCUGAAAUCUGUCAUGGAUUGUAAAGGUAAAGGGGCCCCUGACCAUUAGGUCCAGUCGCGGACAACUCUGGGGUUGCGGCGCUCAUCUUGCUUUAUUGCUGAGGGAGCCGAUGUACAGCUUCCGGGUCAUGUGGCCAGCAUGACUAAGCCGCUUCUGGCGAACCAGAGCAGCGCACGGAAACGCCGUUUACCUUCCCGCCGGAGUGGUACCUAUUUAUCUACUUGCAUUUUGAUGUGCUUUCGAACUGCUGGGUUGGCAGGAGCAGGGACCAAGCAACAGGAGCUCACCCCGUCCCAGUGAUUCGAACCGCCGACCUUCUGAUCGGCAAGCCCUAGGCUCUGUGGUUUAACCCACAGCGCCACCCACAUCCCGCAUCAUGGAUUGUACCUGGGGCUAUAUACAAAGCAUAUCCCUGUUGGAACUGCAAUCCCUCCUUUGUAUGUGUUAGUGAGGUUCAUAUAUGUGAAUUUGCAGGGUUGUGGUGUUUUGGUUGAAGUAAGAACAGGUUCUUUAGUAAAUACAUGGUGACUUGGCCUUUGAAAAUACGCCUCACCCCAUGCUGUACUCAUUCUAAACUCGCUUCAUAAUUCAGUUGUCCAUACAGCAAUAUGUGGUGUGGUUAAAACAAAGGGUGUGGCUACAGUUGCCAUUAUAACGGAAUACACUUUGACAGAAAUAUUCCACUAUGAGUUAAUGUUAGGAGUGAUUACCACUGGUUCAAAAUUUUCAAAUGCAGUUAAGAAAUUACAUGUAGAAUUUUUUUAUUCUAAGCUCUUGAGUACUUCCAGUGAAAUAUAAACUUAACUGGAUUUCUCUAUUCUCUAUUUAUUGUGCCAAAAUUUUGCUAGGAAGCAAAAUGUAACAUGUUUGUGGUUCUCUAACAUACCUUGCAGCCUGACGUGCGAGUGUUGGAUUCCCACAGCUAUUCUGAUAUUAGCCCAUGGGAUUUUAGGAAGGUUUUGAUGUUGUCUUAGAGCAUGUAGAAGAUUGCAAGUUUUUUGUUCUAGACUUACUGAGGCCAAUCCUUGUUGGGUCCAGUAGCAUCGCCAAAUUUUCUCAACUCCCAUGUUGUUUCUUGCAUUUCUUUAGUCUUCAAUAAGACUACUUUCUGUGUGCCAUCUACCCCACUGGAACAAUUUUCACAUUAGAGAAUUGAUCUUACACAACAGUAACUUUUAUUAAGCCUCAACAUUGCUUGGUAAAGUACCAGCUAUAUACAGUGGUACCUCGGGUUACAUACGCUUCAGGUUACAUAGCCUUCAGGUUACAGACUCCGCUAACCCAGAAAUAGUACCUCGGGUUAAGAACUUUGCUUCAGGAUGAGAACAGAAAUUGUGCUCUGGCGGCAUGGCGGCAGCAGGAGGCCCCAUGUGCUAAAGUGGUGCUUCGGGUUAAGAACAGUUUCAGGUUAAGAAUGGACCUCCGGAACGAAUUAAGUACUUAACCCGAGGUACCACUGUAUUCAGUAAAUGGGGAGCUAAAACAGAAUGGCUCUUGAGACUAACAAAAGGAUAAGCAAGAAGAAAAAAGCCAGGAAGAAUAAGAAGGCAUGGUGAAGAAAGGCAAUAGAAAUUAAAAGCUAUUAUUGUUUAGAGGUGCAAGUGUAUCUUUCUAGGGAAAUUAUUCUGAUCACAACUUUUAGAGUUGGGUCUUUGAGAUAAUAAAAACUCAGGAGAUUCCUUGGCUGCUGUUACUUUUAACCUGAGUAGUUUAAAAUAGAGCAGGAGUUCUCAAACUUACUACCCUCAGUGCUUACUUGAGAGGGCAGAAAAUUACUGAGAAUCAUCAGUCACAAAAUGACUGUUAGGGUAGAGGAAGGCACAGAAUCGAGGCAGAGUUUGGCGUAAUCAUGUGGCAGCUACUGCCCUUAUCUUCUAUUGAUAGCCAGUCCUUUUUUCAAAAUUGCCAAUACUUCAGCCUGCUCAAAUUAAGCCCAGAGAUUGGCCGUGGAGCUAUUGUGACUCAGCAUUCUUCUUGUAGGCAGAAUUUGCUGAUCCAGAGGCUCAAUGUGGAAUGGGCUUCUUAUUUUGUUUUUUUAAUCUGCUGGGGUAUUCUUACUAUAAGAACUCGUAUAUUGAUCACAAUUUAGAGCUAACCUGUGUCCCAGCUCAGAUAACAAUUCUCACUGCCCCCAGCCAUUGUGACUGAGGGUCAGGAAUGAUGGAAGUAUUCUCAAUAAUAUCUGGUGGGCCACUGGUUAGCCACACCUGCUUUAGAGGCUUUUAUCAUAAUGUCAGAAUACUAGCUCAAUUCCUCUUGAACUGAAAGUGCACCAUUUAAAAUGAAUGAAUUGUAUGUUAAAUGUGGGAUAUGAUAAGAGGGGAAGGAAAAAGUAGAAGAGAAGGAUGAUAGGAAAUUGGGAGCAGGGCACUGCUAUCAGUCAUGUAUAGGUUUCAGUUAAGCUAUUCAAACUUCUAAAUGUUUAUGCUUUCUCACCCUCUCACUGUUAGGCAUGUCAAAUAUGGAAGGGGGUCAAGUAUUAAAACAUGGGUCAGCAAACUAAAGUCCGCGCGCUGGAUCAGGCCCAGUUGCCUUCUGGAUCCGGCCUGCGGACGGUCCAGGAAUCGCCGUAUGGAUCACCAGUGCUCGCACUCUUUCCCUCCCCCUCAGACGGAAGUGGCGGUGCCUCCUUCCUCCCUCCCUCCCUCCCUCCCUCCUCCUGGCUUCUCCGCCCUGCCUAGAGGAGGAAGGGGGCUGGGCUUUGUUGGUGCCAGCAUUAGCAGCGCUCAAGCGGCUGCCAUUUUAAGCAGCCCCUCUCUGGAGCCCUUUCACGCACCGCUCAUCGUCCCUCCACUGCCGCCACCAGCCCCUCCCACUUGCAAGACAUAGGUAAGCAGCCACCAGGGCUCAUGGUAUUCUUGCAUCAUCCCCCCCCAAAAAAAAUAUAGUCUGGCCCCCCACAAGGUCUGAUUGUUUUGUUCUGAUCGUAGUCUACAUCCAGGUAGGUAGGUAGCCUUAUCUGUUGUUUUAUUACUAUUGUCUUGUUUUGUCAAAAGGAUUGUAACUGAAAACUUGAAUAAUUGCCUGGCCAGCACUAAGAUACAAAAUCUCAGUUUAGCAGGGCACCUUUAUAGUAUGCUACUCUUAGGCACAGGGCCGCCUUGUACAAAAAUCUAUUCUAAUGGAAAUAUUGCACUUAGAACUGUGGGCAAACUGAUGAUGCUGUGACCUUCAGAUUCUGUGUUUGCUAGCAGAUGUAUUUUCUAAAAUGAUUAGCAUUCAGCUUUCCCCCAGCAGAGGGCAAUCUGUUCACUCUGUUUUAUCUCUUAAUUAUUCAACAUUUGUUGACAUCUUCUCCUUGUACCCAGCUGCAAAGACGGUUUCGUAAAUCAGUUUACAGUAAUGUCUGAACUAGGAAACUGGUUUGACAGCAACCCACAAACCAGAAUUGAAGUAACUUUAUGGAAAACUGGUUUUAAGAAAUUAGCAGUCUGCUUUGCAACUGGCCUCAUUAGAAGAGGAAGGAAUGCUUGAACUUGACAACAAACCAUGGUCUUUUUUUGGGGGGGGGGCGUGCAGAUUAUCUUCUCUGAACUAGACCUCUGUAGUUGCAACAAACUAAAAACGCAGUAGCCACUAUGUUACACAGGGUUUUGAUUCUGCAUUUUGACUUUGUAAGACGUGUUCACAGUGGUCAUGAGGUAGCAAGCUAAAUACAUGGAAUUGAGAGUGAUCAAUAUUUGUAGUGAAAUAUCAGGGGUUUCUGAGCAUUAGAAUUAAAUGAAGAGCAAACAGCCUGAACCCACCUCCUAUGAAGAUUACCAUUUUUAUUAUCUUUACUUCUCUUUAUUGAAAUAUUUUAUAAGCCACCUGGAGGACCGUUCAAUUAAAACUGCCAGGGUGUAAGUCAAAUAUAGUACAGUUCUUCUAAUGAACUGAAGUCAGGUGAGUAGCUCUGCAGGCUGGAGGAAGAUGCUACAGUACUGGUAAGCAAAAGCUUUUCAUACCUAUGUGAUCAGAAUUGACUUUUUUCCACAGGCUCAAACUGUUCAGGUUGCUGAAGUUGAGCAGCAACCACAGCCUCAGCCUUCACCUGAACUUCUCCUUCCACACUCUCUCAAGCCAGAAGAGGGACUAGAAGUGUGGAAGAGCUGGGCACAGACUAAAAAUGCAGAGCUGGAGAAGGAGGCUCAGAACAGGCUUGCACCUAUUGGCAGUAAGUGUUGUGAGCAGGGAAGUACUGCUCCAUCUUUCAAACAAUAGGAAUAUUUUGCUUUGUAAAGAUUAGUUAGAGUGUUAUAGGCUGCUGAAUUAAAAGGGCUUUGGGUGGGUUAUCAUAUACAGUGAGUGUGUAUAGGCCACUAUAAUCAACAGCUUCUAGAGUUCUUGCUAAUGAUCAGGGCUUAACUUUUCCUUUCAGGCAGCUCAGCUCAUUCUCUAAUAACUUUUCUGCUAAGUGAUGGAGUCUCUGCUCUUCUUGCUGAUUUCAUUCUUAGCUGCAUUCUUGAAUCUGUUUUGGUGUGUUUAGAAAGCAAGGCAAACUUUCAUUAUGUAUGUUAGGUUUUAAGUUUAAAAUAAAAAUACAAAAGCCUUGUUAACUUUAAAAACAGUUAAGCUUAUAUGCAAUGUUUGUGGCACCCAGGAUUUUUUUCAUUGACACAGCAAUAUGGAUUUAAAAGGAUACUAAUGUCAGUCAUGCUUUGAAUUGUCUCUUGGUAUUCUGACCUCAGACUCCUUCCCAUUGUUAUUGAGGAAUAUUCAACCGUUUGUGAAUUGUCAAUUUACUGUCUGAGUGGCAAGUCGUGUGUUUGAAAUCCAUUCAGUCUCCAUUUCAAGCAAAUUUUGGGGUACCUUUGUAUAUGCUGGGGACAAGGAGAAAUAUUUGCAAGUGACAGUAUAGGCUUAUUGGGAAGGUUGCAGCGGGAAAGCAUGACUGAGUCUACAAAAAGACAUCUCUGUUGAGAAAUGCCAGUUAGUAACCUUCUGUGCCAUGGUUUGCAGGACGCCAGCUGUUGAGAUUCCAGGAAGAUCUCAUAUCCUCUGCUGUAGCAGAGUUGAAUUAUGGGCUGUGCUUAAUGACUCGUGAAGCUCGCAACAGUGAAGGUGAACCCUAUGAUCCAGAGGUUCUGUACUAUAUCUUCCUGUGUAUUCAAAAGGUAUGGUAUUUUGGAAGCCCUUGCUGCAAACAAUGUUAAAAGUGGUAUGCUGGGCAUAUGUUGUCACUAGGAGGAUUCUUGUGCCAGACUAGAGUGAGAGAGGCAGACAUUGGCUUCCACUCCUGAGAUCCUUGGUUUUCUCUUUCGCUUGAGAACUCUUGACUGGAUGCUGUUCUGAUCUUUAGAGUGGCACAUAACUAAACAUACUCUAAUAAUCAUUAUGCAUAGAAACAAACUAUUAGUAGCUGCAAAUUCUGGAAAUUAGCCCAGUAUCACUCUAAUGGGAUUACUAUUUACAAAGCAUUAAUCUGAGUUUCAGGUGCUUCAUGGCCUAGCCUUUCAGGCUCUUUGAAUAAAUGUGUUUGUUGUGCACUAUGGGAUUUACAUAGGAAGGCAUAAUAAGUAAAACUGUAGCUGGAGAGUUAAUGUUGAGUUUGUUAGGUGAUUCCUAAUCUCUAUUGUCAGCAGGGGGGGUGAAGAAUUUCUAAUCCUCAUGUUUCACAUGUGCACUUCAAACACACAGUCUAACUAACUGAUUGUUUUUUUAUUUAAAAAAAUUCUAUGAGGAGCAGGUUUGCCUGACCUCUGUGUAACUGUUUCUUGCAGUAUCUAUUUGAAAACGGGCGAGUCGAUGACAUUUUUUCUGAUCUAUAUUACAUACGGUUCACUGAGUGGUUACAUGAAGUGCUCAAGGAGGUGCAGCCUCGGGUCACUCCUCUUGGUAAGAGACUCUUCAGUCCACAGAUAGGCAUGGUAACCACUGUCUAGACACCACGAUCCUCAGAGAACAUUUGAAGAGGAAUGCUCCCUUAAUUGACCUAGGAAGAAUCUGCAAUAAAUUCAAAUAAUUGCUUUUUGUCCUAGACUUCUAGGCCCCAAAUUGUCCUUGCUUUUCUGCAGAGAAGUACGGGUAUCGCCGUAUAGCUGGACCCAUAUUGUCACUUUCCAAUAUAUUGUCUGAAGUACAAAAUGCAGGCUUGCAUUAUUCAAUAUGGAUGGAACCACAUGUGGGCACACAUGGUGCAGCCUUCACUGUAGUUUUUGCCGGGCUCAUCCCAGCCAUCUGGUUUGCUUCUUACAUCUGCCCAAACUCUCUACUGAUCUGAUGCCCAUAUGGUGGAAUUUUAUAACAGAGCUUGAAACAAUGAAAAUGUAUGGUAAGGCUAUCAUUCAGAAGCAGAACAGAAUAGUCCUCAUCUGUUUCCAGAAUGUCACGAGAGAGUGGGAGCACAAAUGAAUCACUCUUGGAAGUGUCCCAAAGCUUUGGGGUGCUAAUUGAGAAAGGUCUUCUGCUCGUAAAGCCUGUUCUGGUGAGAUGGAACUUGAAGUUGUUGAUUUUUUGAGGAGGUGGCAUUCCCUGUGAGAACUGGUUCUAGAAUGUUUAGGGCAUCAUAAGUUAGACAAGCCAAUGUCUCUGCCUUUAUCUUUGUGGAAUGGUAGGCUUGCAUAGUAGUUGCAACAAGAUAGCAUGAAGUAUUUUUGAGUGUAUAAUGAUACAGAGCUACAUAAGGUCAAACAAUCUUCUCGGGCACACUAAAAGUAAUUAACAUGGUUAACUUAGGUCCAUCAGUGUCACUGGGACUAUUCUGAGUUGUAUCCAAAUAAGCUGUACUUACAAACUAUUUGUUAGAAACAUCAAACCAGCUAGUUAGACUUGAUGUCAUUAACUGAAAUGUAUGCUAUGUGUAGGAGCUGCUGUCGCUAGUCAAAGCUUUGUAAAUUAGUUUUCUCUCUUAAUAGGAACUUUGGGGUAAUUGAUUGGAGAUGCUGCUUGGUUUCCAUACAUCUGUUGAAAUUAUCUUCUGGUCUUCACAGGCUAUGUUCUUCCUAACCAUGUGACAGAAGAGAUGCUGUGGGAGUGUAAGCAGCUUGGAGCUCACUCUCCUGCCACCUUGCUGACGACGCUCAUGUUUUUUAACACAAAGUAAGUACUAAUAAAGAUGCCUCCUUCGUGGAAGCCUAUUCUUUAGUGAACUGUGAAUUAAUGUGCACAUGUGAGCACAAACUACCAAUGAAGAAUUACUUAGAUGCAUUUUGGUAUGAGCUAUCAGAGCUAGUUUGGCAUAGUUAACUACAAAAUGAACCAGUGAACCAGCAGGUCUCCAGUCUUCCUUCUUCAGUGAACUUACUAGGUGGCCAUCGGAAAAUUCAGUCUUCCCCAGUGUGCAAUAUGGUCAUAGUUCUGACUUCUUUACGUGGUCGUUCUAAGUUUCUCUAUCACUCUCUCGCACACACGUACAUGUGUUUAUGUGUGUAAGUAUAAUCAGUCUUUGAAUGCAUGACAGCAAUCAGUCUAGCAUUCUGUUUCCAGAGUGACCAGCCCAGUGUUUUUGGGAGUUCACAGAAGUAUGAUGUUGGUGCUCCGUCCUGUGACUGCUUCCUGUUAUUUGGGUUAUACUGUUCCAAAAUACAGAGAUCCUAUUUAGCUAUUGAGACUAAUAGCCAUUGCUAGCUGUAUCCUUCACUAUUGCUUAUAAAACAUGCCAAAUGAGCUGUCUAUUGAACUGUAUAUGUCUGUUGAAAUAAAUGCACGUUUUAAAAACCUUACACUCCAUCAAAUGUUGGCUAUUAAGAGCCUUGUUUUGUUCCUGAUAGGAAAAAAGGUUUUUCUGCCAGUGUUGGAAAAGUUAAGAUUUAUUGUGCAUCUUUAACUGAUCUGUGCCCUCCACCUUUUCCACUUGAUGUUCAGAUACUUCCUGUUGAAAACAGUAGACCAGCAUAUGAAGUUGGCCUUUUCAAAGGUUUUGAGGCAGACCAAGAAGAACCCUUCCAAUCCCAAGGAUAAGAGUACGAGCAUCCGGUACCUGAAGGCACUUGGCAUACACCAGGCAGGCCAGAAAGGUAGAACUUAACAUGGAAAAAUAAAUCUGUGCUUUAAGUAGCUGAUCAUAUUUGCUUUGCAGCUCUCUCUCUCUCUCUCGCUCUCGAGAGGGAACCACAGGUUUAAAGGAAGACAAAUGGGAUUCAUAAUUAAAUUUGCAGCCCAGUAAGCCUGGGUGGUGAGUAUGGCUAGACAAUUUCUGGUGCUGAUGGUGAUUGAUUACAAAGCCACCUUCUGGGACUGGGACUUACUAUAUCAUGGAACUUUAUUAUGAGAUAUCACAGGUAUUUGAUCUGCAGAUGCAAGUCCUGUUGCAGAUGCCAUCAUCCCUGAAGAUCAACUGUAGCACACAGUGGGGAUUUUUUUCUUUUGGUAAUGAUGCUUUUCUCUUACUUUCUGCAAACAAAAAUAUUUCUUUGCAUUCAUACAUUUUAUUGAAGGUCCUUUGCUGCCUUACCCUGGCAUUUACUGAAAUGAGUGCAUGUGUGUAGCUUACUGUUAUUAAUUGGGUUAUAUCAAAGCUAGUUGUUUGUGGUUGGAAAAUGGAAUAUUAAUUAAAUGUAUCAAAAAAAAAAAAGGUAAAGGACCCCAGCAGUUAAGUUCAGUCGCGAACGAUUCUGGGGUUGCGGUGCUCAUCUCGCUUUACUAGCCGAGGGAGCCGACAUUUGUCUGCAGAGUUUUUCUGGGUCAUGUGGCCAGCAUGACUAAGCCGCUUCUGGCAAACCAGAGCAGCACACGGAAACGCCGUUUACCUUCCCACCUAUUUAUCUACUUGCACUUUGACGUGCUUUCGAACUGCUAGGUUGGCAGGAGGUGGGACCGAGCAACGGGAUCUCACCCUGUCGCGGGGAUUUGAACCGCCGAUCUUCCGAUUGGCAAGCCCAAGAGGCUCAGUGGUUUAGACCACAGUGCCACCCGCGUCCCAAAUGUAUCAAAACAGCAUCUAAAAGCUUUAGGCAUGCCAAGCUUCUGAGAUGACACUGUAGUGGUACUUGCUUCCUUGCUUUAUAUUCCCCUGAACUUAUGUUGGACUGCUCUUGGGGGCACAGUUCUGUUACUGUGCAUUUAUAUCUAUUCAGAGAUUCUCUAUGAAGCCCCAGUUGCUUUUCCUUCUUAUUUAUUUAUUACCUUUUACACUUGUCUCAAGGCAGUUUAGAAACAUACCAUAAAACAGCUAUAAAUAGUUUUAAAACAGUACAUAAAACAGCUAAAGAUAGGUUUAAACUGAAGACUGGGACCUUUUAGUCCAGCUGGAAAACCUUUACAUGAAUGAUACUGCCAUGGAUCCUACUGCAAAGAAGGUGAAACUUUGACCACCAAACUGUUCCUGGAAUGCUUUUUGAUAAGUAGGACUCCUACCUCCUUGCUAAAAACUAGACAACACACUGAGAUAUUUAUGUUUGGAUGUAAACAGAACUACAAAAAAGCACAGGUAGCAGUGGAUGUGUACUUUGCUUAAUGGUAGCAUAAUAGUUGUCUAUCUGCAGCAAGAAAGCCAUUGUGUUGCUGUGUCCCAUCUUUUCAAAUUGUGGGAUUACUUAGGUUCAUCAACUUCGAGGUUUCUGAUGUUCUGUAUUGUUGGGAUUGACUUGCAGUUACUGAUGACAUGUAUGCAGAGCAGACAGAGAACCCAGAGAAUCCCUUGAGGUGUCCUAUAAAGCUGUAUGACUUCUACCUCUUCAAAUGGUAAGUGUUCCUGACAUCCAGAGCCACAGAAGGAUAACUAUCUGGAUGUUCAGGGUUUGUGUGUACUUUCUACUGUUUUAAUCAAACUUACCUAUUAAUUUAUUGGAGUGAUGACCUUGUAUAAAGAAGACUACCUUAUGCUUCCUACUUGAAUUGUCAAAAAUGCAAACUUAAUGGCAUGCAUAUUGAGAGGCUUGUAGUGUAGCUUAUUUUAUUUUAUUUUAAAUGCUGGGCAUUGCAUAACCCUUGACACUGUGUUUUACUGGAAAGAGUUUGGGUAUAUAACGUAGUGUGUUUGAAGUGGGCAAACACUUUGUAUUGAGUAAACUGGAACUUGAUGUCCCUGGCAGAGGUCUAUAAAAUAGAUGGAGGUAUAUUGGUGUGGCACUGUGGAAAAAGGUGCCCAACAUGUUGAUUAGUGACUGGCAGUUUCUAGUCUUGAAAAACAUUUUGGGGCUUGCUCUUCAUUUCCAAAGCCCGGUGAAAUCCCCAAGUUAGUGUGAGAAGUCUGUGGUGUAGAAUGUAAAGAAUGCACUGUACAAAUUGGGCAUUUCAGAUACAACCUGAAUUCCUGUGCACUCACAAUUCACCCUUUUUCGAAUACCUUGAAAUGUAUUACCAAAGGCUAGGGUUGCAGAUGUAGUGCGGGGGGGCAGACAUAAGAGGGGAGACAGGUGCUAGAGCAGAAAACCUCAUGGGAAGGCCUGUCCUAACUCUCCAGUUUUAGUCUUCAAUGCCACAGCCAGCUUCAGCUGUUGUAAAAUGGAGGUUGAAAUGAUCAGGACGUCACUUUUUGUAUUGUGUUACAUGUGGAACCUUUGGCGGUUCAGAAAAAACGUAGAUGUUUGUAAGAUAGUGUUCAUAGCUGUUUCAAGUGUAUGCUGUCAAAGUAAUUGCUUAACGAUAUUCUCUGUCUUCUCAGCCCCCAGAGCGUGAAAGGCCGGAACGAUACAUUCUAUUUGACUCCUGAACCAGUGGUGGCUCCCAACAGCCCUAUCUGGUAUUCCAUCCAGCCAAUCAGUCGAGAGCAGAUGGAGCAGAUGCUCACCCGGAUUCUGGUGAUACGAGAGAUUCAGGCAGCUAUUGCUGUGGCGAAUGCCAGCACCAUGCACUAAGGCAUCCCUCCCAACUCAGAAAAAGGGUGAGGGUAGGACAGGGUGGGAGGGAAGGCCAGGCCAUAAGGCCAGGAUCAAUUGUACAGCCUUUUACACUAAAGGAGAUGCCUAAGGUUUUUUUUUCCGGUUUUUUUUUAAAUUGGUGUAGUUAUGAAGCCCUUUUAGGCUUCUUCUGUUUAAAGGAGACCCUCCCCAUUGUGUAUCUGACCCAACUGCAUCAGCCUUCUGGACGCAUUGGGGGCUGCGUUCUUUCUCUGGGAGCUGUGAGGUGCUGUAGAUUGACUUUGGGAUUUUUUAUGAUGUGAAGAAAAUGAAACAAAUCUAAUUGAGGGACUUGGCCUAGCUGGGCCAUUGCUUUGGAGCUCAUGCACUUGGAAAGAGCGGGAAAUGGUAGAUAUUGGCCAAGAGAGGCAGUUUGCAGUUUCCUUGUGCUCAGAAACUGACAUGUUCUGGAGGGGAGAGGAGAGUGACCUGCAAUUAUGAUUUAUAAGGAAAAAGCAAAACAAUUUCUAUUAAGAACUUAAAAGUGACAUUUUUAGAUGUUAAGUACAAACUACCACACUUCUCUCUCUCUCUCUCUCUCUCUCUCUCUCUCUCUCUCUCUCUCUUGCUUUUUCUUUCUUUCUUUCUUGGCCUGAUGUUGAGGCCUUAAAACCUUGAGGCUCCUGUGCCUGAUGGAAUUCUUGUAACAUACACUUGUGUAUCAUAUAAAGAUACCACCCUGUUUCUCUUAAUGUAUUCUUAUGCUAGUUGUUUAUUAAGAAUGACGAGCACGUCUUUUCAACAUGCCAUUGAACAAUGUGUGUUUAUUUGGGGGGAACAAAUGUAAAGGUGUCCACAGAAUAUUAGUACAGUGGUACCUCCGGUUACGAACUUAAUUCGUUCCGGAGGUCUGUUCUCAACCCGAAACCGUUCUUAACCUGAGGCGUGCUUUCGCUAAUGGUGCCUUCUGCCACCGCACCACGGGCAUGUGAUUUCCGUUCUCGCCCUGGGGCAAAGUUCUCAACCCAAGGUACUACUACUGGGUUUAGUAACUCGAAGUGUUUGUAACCUGAAGAGUCCUGCUGGAUCAGAAUGAAGGCCCAGCAUCCGGCUCCCACAGUGGCCUAACAGAUGCCUUUUGGAAGUCUGCCGCUGAACAUGAGUACUUUCGCCACUCAUGUUGCUCCAGCAGUUGUGUUCAAAGACAUGCUGCCCCUGAGACUGGAGGUAGUAGCACACAGCAAUCAUGACGAGGAGCUGUUGAUAGCCUGAUCCUCCAUUAAUUUCUCUAAACCUCUUUUAAAGCCAUCCAGGUUGGUGGCCACACUACAUUUCGUGGGAGUGAUGUCCAUAGUUGAACUCUGUGAUGUGUGACAUUCUUUCCUGAAUCUUCCAGCAUUCAGCUUCAUUGGAUAUCCCCAACUUCUAGUAUCAUGAGAGAGGUAGAAACACUCCUUUCUCUACACUUUCUCUACACCAUGCAUAAUGUUAGGUAAAGGUAAAGGGGCCCCUGACCAUUAGGUCCAGUCGUGACCAACUCUGGGGUUGCUGCGCUCAUCUCGCUUUAUUGGCCAAGGGAGCCGGCGUUUGUCCGCAGACAGCUUCCGGGUCAUGUGGCCAGCAUGACUAAGCCGCUUCUGGCGAACCAGAGCAGCACACAGAAACGUCGUUUACCUUUCCACCGGAGCGGUACCUAUUUAUCUACUUGCACUCUGAUGUGCUUUCAAACUGCUAGGUUGGCAGGAGCAGGGACCGAGCAAUGGGAGCUCACCCCGUCGCGGGGAUUCGAACCACUGACCUUCUGAUCAGCGAGUCCUAGGCUCUGUGGUUUAACCCACAACGCCACCCGUGUCCCUAUGCAUAAUGUUACAUGCUUCUAUUACGUCUCCUGCUCAUUUUUCUCUAAACUAAAAAGCCUCAAUGUGAUCUUUCCUCAUAGGGGAAUUGCCAUAGCGCCUAAAGCAUUUUGGUUAGCCCUUUCUUAAACUUUUCCAGCUCUACGGUAUACUUUCUGAUGUAAGGUGACCUGUACACAGUAUUCCAAGCAGUUUCACCACAGAUUUGUAUAAUGUCAUGAUAUAAGCAGUUUUAUUUUCGUUUAAUUUCCAAAUGAUAACUGGUAUGGAAUCCACCCUUUUCAACCGCUGCAGCAUAAUGAGUCAACAUCUUCAUUCAUUUUUUAAAAAUUAUUAAAUUGUUCAGACCC
Podarcis lilfordi (Lilford's wall lizard) is the source of this 29057-nucleotide messenger RNA. Lineage: Eukaryota; Metazoa; Chordata; Lepidosauria; Squamata; Lacertidae. The record is from the annotation of a GenBank genome assembly.